CAAAUUUUUCAUUGGGUAUAGUAAUAAAAAGAAAUAUAUUUUUUUCUGAAUAUUCUUAGAAAAGUUGAAUGUUUUUAAUUUUGUUUUAGUUUUGUAUUUCAAUGCCUGGCAAAGGAGAAAAUGUUCCCGAUGGAUACUUUUACCAGCUGUACACAUUGUUGUAUUUCAUUUGCCGGUUCAGACGAAAUGCGGAAUGUACUAAAUAUUGCAUUGGGAAUGCAAUUAAAAAAUACGGUGCGCUAGAUGAUGUAGUACUCAAGGUGGGACCUGAUGGGAAUCAACGUAUCUACGCGUUGCAAGUCAAGCAAGCACAAACUGACAAGAAAAUUGAUAUGAAUGCCCUUACAGGGAAAGGAGAAAACAAAUUUUUCGUUUUUAAGUACUUUCAAUCAUUUUUGGAUAUAAAGGAACAUGUUCCUUUAGAAGAACUGAAGGAAAUGAUUAUAUGGACACAUAUGGAUUUUGCGGAGAAUGUGAAGCAUUUAAUAGGAAAAUAUUCACCUGGGAAUUCGGAUUUGUUGACACCAGAGGAUUACGUUUUCUCUUACGACCGUUACAGGAUUGUAGAUUUUGAACAACUAUCUUCGGAUUAUUUGAGAAAAACACACCCUUUCGAAGCACUGGUUGGUAAAUUUGUUUCAGUUUUAUUCCGGAAGGAACAAUGGAAUUCGAAUGGAGCAGCCAAAGGCUGCUAUCGAAUUAUGGCCAAAGAGGUUAUCGUUUGUAAUGGGCAUAACUCUAAGUUUCGAGACGAGUUCAUCAGAGGAGAUGAACAUUUGAGCCAGGUUACCCUUUUGUUUCGAGAGUACUUUGAAGGAGCUAUGAAAAGACAGUUCCUGAAGGACAAACUGGGAGAUUUCUCCAUGGCUCAAUUGAACAGUGAACCUUAUAGGAAACACUUUGAAUUGAAAGUGGAUGAGAAUUUUAGGGAGGGAUCGAAUAAGCAACCGAUGUGGAAAAUUGGGUACAUACCUACAGAGCAAGACUUGAAGGAUUUUUUCUCUCGUUUCGUGUUCUACCUAAAUGUUCCAAAACUCUCAACGAUGAAAGAAUUUCUAGCAAGGGAGUUGCAUGUAUCGUUUGAACAAUUUUGCAAUAUUGUCGAGAAGUACUCAAUUCAUAAAUUUAUGAAUGAGCAACAAGUUGAAAGCAUUAUUAAAUUGCUAGAGUUACGAGAGGAUAUGAAUAAAAACAUCUAUUCAGGAUUGAAAUUUGUUGAACGAGACCUGUUGGAACUACAGAACCAAAUUAGGAACACGAAAAGGUUUUUAUAUAUCGAAGCUCCACAGGAUGUAGAAUGUACUGUAUCGCGAAUACGUUCGAUCUUGGAAGGUGAUAUCGAAGCUGCUAGUAAACGGUUCGUUGUAAUUGAUUUGAGUAACAGUAUGAAGGAUUUGGAUGGCUUACUGCCCAUUAUAAAUGAUACCGGUUUGUGUGAGCAUGCCUUAAAAUUUGUAAUAAUAAUUUCUCCCAGCUUCAUUACUUCUCAAGAAGUAGUAGAAAAAUUGGUGCCAUCCGAAGUGAAAGUAGUAUUUGUAGCCAAACAGGAAUUGCCACAACAAUCGGAUGAAACAGUAGAGAAAGUCAAAGACAAAGAGGCAAAGCUAAAUGGAAAUGAAAGAUUUAAAGAUGAAUUCGAUGUCGGAUUGCUUACGCAGGCUAGCAAAAAUGAUAUAAAACUCAGGGAAAUAUCGCUAUUUGGAAUGGCAACCAUUAAGGUAGAUUCACUUUUUUCAACCGACUUGUUUAGGAAAGAAAAUUUUUGGCUAGUGCUGGGACUGUAUCGAAAUAGGAACAAUGUAACGGUUGGAGAGCGUUUAACUUCGACUGAUUUUUUUAUACGCAGAGAAAUGAAAGAUAAUCUAAACAACGCAGUAGAUUUGGUCAAUGAAAAUGGCCCAAAUCGUGUUGUGAUAUCCGAUCAAACUGGAAUGGGCAAAACCACAGAACUAAUUAAUCUAACGGUCCAGCUGAGAGAAAGGUAUCCGCGACGUUUAGUAGUUUUUCUGGACUGUUUGUCUGCAGUUAAUAGUUUUAAAACCAACUUCGUCGAGACCAUAGGUGAAGUGGUUUGCGGAUCUAACCUUUUGGGACGCCAUAUUGUUAAAGAGAUGUUUCACCAGGAAAAAGUUAUGAUAGUUUUGGAUGCAUUGGAUGAAGUUAGCGACGCAGACGACGAAAAACUGAAAAAACUAUUGAUAGGUGCUUCGCUCGUUGAUGUUAGCAAAUUGUGCAUUUCUUCUAAACCUUACCGGGAAAAGUUCAUUAUCGAUGUACUGACAGACUGUAAAAUUUGCAAACUGGAUCACUUUAGUCCGGAGAACCAACGCGAAUAUUUGAGAAAAUUCUGGAGAGUCGAAGAAAUUCAACAGAACGAAGAACGGGCCAUUAUAGAGCACAAUGUUGAAUCUAUUAUUAAUAAGUUUAGGAACAUUUUUAGGGACAAUUUCCUCCUUGGGGUGCCACUGCAAACUGCAAUGAUUGCAGAAAUUUACCAGGAAAAUAUUUGCGAAAGAGAAUUCGUGGUGCCACAAGCGUAUGAGAUUGGAGGGGUAGUCGAAAGAUUCGUUGAUGAAAAGCUCAGACGAUUUUGUUCGAAGACCUUCAAAAGUGCUAGUAAAGCACACGACACUGUUAUGCAUAAUUUGACAGAGCCAGUGUUACGUAGUCAUCUUAAAUUAGCAGUAAAUUUGUUCCGCCGGAGCUACCAUAUUAAGAGACGUACUUCGGAUGAUGCCAUAUCGAAAGAGAUUGACAAACAACAGGUAUACGGAUUAGUACAACUACGGCCGUCAGAAGGAUUCAUACAUCAAAUCUAUUUGGAUUAUUUCCUCACGCUGUAUAUGCUGACGUACUCGGUGAAUGAGAAACUAUUCAAACUUUUUAUGAAGCGAAUUUUUUGUAAGUCUCGGAAAGACUUAGCGAUUCGAUUUCUAGACUAUCACAUUGGAUGCAUAGCGCCGGAUAAAGCACUCGAAAGUGACGAGCAUGAUUCGGGUCAUCCCAGCGAACGAGAACAGUUUGAAGUUCCCUCAACGGUGAGAAUUCAUCCAGACAAAAUCUGGGAGUUAAACUUCUUUCUUCGAACGUACUGCACCGGCAGCGAGAUAUUUACUUUCAUUCGGAAUAGCUUGAAUGCAUCCGUAUUCAACGUAUUCGAAGUGAUGUACGAUAGCUUACCAGAAAGUAUGAAAACAAAGCUGGAGUUCUGCUUCGGAGCGCAACCGGAAAACUAUUUCAUAAAUCUAAAACCAUGCGGAGAAAAUCACAUUUUGCAAUUGUUGACGAUUUUGCGGAAGAAAAAUCCGGAUAAUUUUGUUCGUCGGUACCUGGUCAAUUUUGGCGACGAGGAUGAAGAUUUUCUCGCGAUUGCCUGUCGGAAACCAUUUAUGGAAGUUCUGAAGAUGUUUAUUGAGUUAAAAGCAAAUAUUAACGAAGAUGAAUAUCAUUCUUUGAAAGACUAUGUUUUCCGGCGUAUCAUCCGGUAUUUGGAACUAGUUGUUCAACACAACAAUAGCCAGCUGUUGAAGUUCGUCAUUGACUGGGUGAUGAAAACGAAGUCCAAGGAAGGUAGCAAAAGCAUUUUAAAUGAAAAAGAUAUACUAUUGGAAUUUGUUAAAAAUGUUCAAGUAAAGGUAGAAACUAAAGACUUUUUAGAACACAACAGAAUCGAAAUGAUUGAAAGCUUUCACAGUCUGUACAAAUGGUCCUACGAUGAUAGCUACGUACUCAGCGAUGGAUGUAUUGAUAAAAUCAGAAAUAUAUCAAAUAGAGGAAUCCUGGAUGCAUUUAGCAAAACUUUCCUUACAGUAUAACUGCCACAAAUGUGCCUUAAAACUAGUUAUAAAAUAUACCUCUAUAUAUAAUGGUAAGACAUGCCAUACAAAAUAAUAUUUAUAAAACUAUUGAGAGAUCUUGAAAUAUAAGUAUUGUUAUAUAAAAAAAUUGUUAUAUAAAAAAAAUCACCCCGAUUCUGCAAUCCGACGGAUUUGUGAUACGAACGAAUCUACACUUUCGUUCGAGUUCGAAUUUUGCAUUCUUUAUACCGUUCGACUUGUAUGAUUCGAUCGACUCUCGAACACUUGAAAUUUCGAACACUAACCAUCAAAGCUGUCAACACUACUCACACGUUCUUUUUCUUUUUAUAUUAUUCAUUUCUUAGUAAACGAAACCGUCACACUUUUUAGUAAACGAAAUCGUCACACGUCAAACAAAUUAGAACGAUUUUAAAACGAACGUAAGUAAUAUGUACGCAAGUCGAUCGAGAAAUGUUCGAAAAUUUAACAACUCGAACGAAUGAUAUUCGAGUGCAUACCCAACUCGAAUAGAAUGCAGAACGGAAACGUGUCGAUCAUUCAACGUUUGUUCAAUUGUAUUCGAUUUUCAUUUGCCCCGCAGCACAGUAAAAAACUUAUUUUCAAAAUAUUUAGCCAGCCAGCUUUCCUCAUGAAUUGAGGGUUUAAUUAUAUGUUAGAUAUUUACAGAAGAUAGUAUGAUAGAUUAGUUUACGAUA
Molecule: messenger RNA, 4513 nt
Organism: Malaya genurostris
Lineage: Eukaryota; Metazoa; Arthropoda; Insecta; Diptera; Culicidae
Exons: 2
Coding region: 102-3815 (1237 amino acids)
Source: RefSeq, a predicted model, not a curated record